CCCGGCGGGCUGGGCAGCGCUCCCGGCACCGCCAAUCCCGGACUGUGCAGAGCUCCCGGCACCGCCAAUCCCGGACUGUGCAGAGCUCCCGGCAUCGCCAGCCCCGGAGCCGCCGGGCUGGGCAGCUCUCCCCGGCUCUGUGCAGCUCUCCCCGGCUCUGUGCAGCUCUCCCCGGCUCUGUGCAGCUCUCCCGGUAUCGCCAGCCCCGGAGCCGCCGGCCGGUCCCGCCGAUGGCACCGCGCUGCCGCCGCCAAGGAGAAAGGUGCUGACUGAAGGUGCCCUGAAGCUCUGGCUUCUCCCAGGCUCAGCAGAAUGGUGCCAGCAGCCCGAGAGCCCCCCGUGCCCCUCGCUGUGCCAAUGUGACCUGUGGCACUGAGCCUGCUGCCUGGGACCUGUGGCUCUGAGCCUGGUGGCCCCCACCACGUCCCUGCUGCCCAAAGAUGAGCGAUGGCAUGUGGAUCUCGCUCAGCCCCGCCGAGUUUGCCCAGCUGCAGCAGUACACGGACUACUCCACCAAGAAGCUCAAGGAUGUUCUGGAGGAGUUCAAUGGGGACGGCGUCCUCUCGAGGUACAACCCCGAACAGCCCAUCGACUACGAGGGCUUCUGCCUCUUCAUGAAGACCUACCUGGAGGCAGAUGUGCCCGAGGAGCUUUGCCAGCACCUCUUCACUUCCUUCAAGCGUAAGAUCUGCCAAGCCUCCCCCGAGAGCCAGCAGCAGAGCCCUGGUGUGUCCCAGCACAGCAGCCUUGGGAUCAAUGGGAAAACCCUUCGAAGUGCUCUGGGACGACACACUCCAGAGCCCAAGAGCUGCCACAGCAACACAGCUGAGCCACAGCCAGCAUCCCUCACCCUGGCAUCCAUCCCCAAUGCCUCCCCCAGCUGGUCCAGAUCAUCCUCCCAGAAAUCCACCACUGGCACCACUUCUGCUCACAACUCCUCAGGCUCUUCCAAGAUCUCCUCCGUGUCUGUGCUGAGCCCUCAGUCACCAGGCACGAGGAGCACAGAGAAGAGGUUGCCCUUCAGCCUGCGGAAAGGCCCCAGCUCCCUGAAAGCCACCCCACCUCCUCCUCCCACCCCCGUGGCCCAGGUGGUCCACCUGAAGGACAUCGUCUGCUACCUGUCCCUGCUGGAGAGGGGACGGGCAGAGGACAAGCUGGAGUUUAUGUUUCGCCUCUACGAUACCGAUGGAAAUGGUGUUCUGGACAGCUCGGAGCUGGAUCGGAUCAUCAACCAGAUGGUGCACGUGGCUGAGUACCUGGAGUGGGACUCCACUGAGCUGAAGCCUAUCCUGAAGGAUAUGAUGGAUGAGAUUGAUUACAACCACGAUGGAACCGUGACGCUGGAGGAGUGGAUCCGGGGGGGCAUGACCACCAUCCCCUUGCUGGUCCUGCUGGGGAUGGAGACAAACGUGAAGGAUGAUGGGCAGCAUGCCUGGAGGCUGAAGCACUUCAAGAAGCCUGCCUACUGCAACUUCUGCCGCACCAUGCUGCUGGGGGUCCGCAAGCAGGGCCUCUGCUGCUCCUUCUGCAAGUACACAGUCCACGAGAGGUGUGUGUCCAAAGACAUUGCUGCCUGCAUCAGCACCUACGUUAAAUCCAAGAGGAACACAAGCGUGAUGCAGCACACCUGGAUCGAGGGCAAUUCACCUGCCAAGUGUGACAGAUGUCACAAGAGCAUCAAGUGCUACCAGGGCAUCACUGGCCUGCACUGUGUCUGGUGCCAGAUCACGCUCCACAACAAGUGUGCCUCUCAUGUGAAGCCAGAGUGUGAUGGGGGCCCUCUGAGGGAUCACAUCCUGCUCCCAUCCUGUAUCUGCCCAGUUGUCCUGGACAGGCAGUCCCACUGCCGACGGUCGGAGAGUGACUCCCCUGCCAGCACCAGCCCCGAGGACAGCCAGGGCUUCAAGUUCAACUCCACCACAGUGGAUGGGCAAGGGCUGCAGAUCAGCGCUCAGCCCGGGACACACCCACUGCUCGUGUUUGUGAACCCCAAGAGCGGAGGAAGGCAAGGGGAGCGGGUGCUCCGGAAGUUUCACUACCUGCUCAACCCACGGCAGGUGUACAACCUGGACCGCGGCGGGCCCACGCCAGGGCUGAACUUCUUUCGGGACACUCCAGAUUUCCGUGUGCUGGCCUGUGGAGGGGACGGCACGGUGGGGUGGAUCCUGGACUGCAUAGAUAAGGCAAACCUGGUGAAGCACCCACCGGUGGCCGUCCUGCCCCUGGGAACGGGCAACGACCUCGCGCGGUGCCUGCGCUGGGGAGGAGGCUAUGAAGGAGGCAACCUGAUGAAGGUGCUGAAGGACAUAGAGCACAGCACAGAGGUGAUGCUGGACCGCUGGCACAUCGACAUCAUUCCUACUGACAGGGAGGCCAAUGGAGAUCCUGUCCCAUCCACUAUCAUCAACAACUACUUCUCCAUUGGGGUGGAUGCCUCCAUCGCCCACCGCUUCCACAUCAUGCGAGAAAAACACCCUGAGAAAUUCAACAGCAGGAUGAAGAACAAGCUGUGGUACUUCGAAUUCGGGACGUCAGAGACCUUUGCAGCCACCUGCAAGAAGCUCCAUGACUAUGUUGAGGUGGAGUGCGAUGGGACCCUGCUGGACCUGAGCAACACUUCCCUGGAGGGCAUUGCUGUCCUCAACAUCCCCAGCAUGUACGGGGGCUCCAACCUGUGGGGUGAGACCAAGAAGCAGCGUGGGUACAACCGGCUGGGCAAGAAGGCACCGGAGAAGCUGCCUGGCACCGUGGUCACCGAUGCCAAGGAGCUGAAGUUCUGCGUGCAGGACCUCAGCGACCAUCUCCUGGAGGUGGUGGGGCUGGAAGGAGCCAUGGAAAUGGGGCAGAUCUACACGGGGCUGAAGAGUGCAGGCAAGAGACUGGCCCAGUGUUCCUCUGUCAUCAUCAGGACAUCCAAGCUGCUGCCCAUGCAGGUGGAUGGGGAGCCCUGGAUGCAGCCAUCCUGCACCGUCAAAAUUACACAUAAAAGCCAGGUGCCCAUGCUGCUGGGCCCCCCCCAGAAGAGCAGCUUCUUUUUCCUGAAGAGGAGAAACCGAACUCGGGAUUAAAGCAUCAUCCAAGGAUCCACAGCCUGGAGACACUCAGCAUCCCCGAUGCAGGGGUCCCCAAAUCCCCAUCCUGCAGAGGGGACUGAAACUCCCCCUCCAAGCCCAGUGGGGAUUAUUUAUCCUGGGAGGGUCUUGUAGGCUCCCUCCAAUCACCAGAAGCAUCCUCUCAAGCUGGGAUGGAAGAAGGGGGAGAAGGCAGGCUGGCAUGCAGCGAGCACAUUUGCUGGAGCAGCACUAGGACUGGGAUUUUUUUCCCCCUUUAUUUAAAUACCCUCCAGCCAAGCUGCCAGUGAAUGUGCUCCUGAGGCAGCACUAAGCUCCACUUAUUUAUUUAUCAUCCUCCUGAAGACCACUUGAUGUCUCUCUGCACUGGCUUUCUGUCCCCCAAUCCUUGCAAAGGGAGGAAUUAUUUAUUUCCUUAGCCUAGGGGAGCCAUCUCAGCCACUCACCUCUGUGCUGUGGGGUUUGAGAGAUGCAAAGAACCAUUGCUGCCAGCCCAGUGAACCAUGAUACAGGCUGGGGACAGACAGUGCUCAGGGCCAAGUGUGGGGUGGGUGGGAGGAGAUUAUGUUUUUACAGGGAAAUGAC
Catharus ustulatus (Swainson's thrush) is the source of this 3656-nucleotide messenger RNA. RefSeq names its product diacylglycerol kinase gamma-like. Bases 441 to 3068 code for a protein of 875 amino acids. Gene Ontology annotation, cellular component: plasma membrane. NCBI's taxonomy places the organism in Eukaryota, Metazoa, Chordata, Aves, Passeriformes, Turdidae. Gene Ontology annotation, biological process: lipid phosphorylation; diacylglycerol metabolic process; intracellular signal transduction. The record is from RefSeq and is a predicted model, not a curated record. The transcript has 25 exons. Gene Ontology annotation, molecular function: calcium ion binding; ATP-dependent diacylglycerol kinase activity.